Messenger RNA from Carica papaya (papaya), 1844 nucleotides. RefSeq names its product DNAse I-like superfamily protein. Gene Ontology annotation, cellular component: endoplasmic reticulum. NCBI's taxonomy places the organism in Eukaryota, Viridiplantae, Streptophyta, Magnoliopsida, Brassicales, Caricaceae. The record is from RefSeq and is a predicted model, not a curated record. Gene Ontology annotation, molecular function: catalytic activity. Gene Ontology annotation, biological process: GPI anchor biosynthetic process.
UCACGCUCACAAAAACAGAGCUUCUCUCUCUCGACAAACAUAUCUGCAACUUCGUCUCUCGCGCCAUUGCCGGCGGAAAAAAGCUCCUGUUUUGACGACCAACCACUUCGCCGCCAUGCUCAGACUCCUCAACAAGAGACUCCAGCGGCUCUGCUCUCGUUUCCGGUGGUCGAUUAGCCGCCGGUCCAAGCCAAGAAUCGUCAUCAAACCACUCGGAAAAGCCUCUGCAAAAUCCCAUCUUUCCUCCAAGAACGACCCGAUCGUUAAUGGGUCUGCAACUGUUCAUCCGAAUGACUACACGGGGGGGCUGAAUUCCGAGAAGAAAAUACGUUUGGCAACUUUUAAUGCUGCCCUGUUUUCCAUGGCUCCGGCGGUGCCGAAAGCAGAGGAAGCUUCCAGUUUCGUCUAUGAAAGAGAAGAUUUUGGGAAAGAUAUCCAGUUCUUCGACUGCGCGAAAUCUCAAAACGGCCGGCCGAAGAGCAUACUGAAGCAAUCUCCGAUGCACCCGAGUACCGGGGAGAAUUUAUCGAGGCAAAAAAUUUUUGCAAAAUCCAAGUUAAGGGUAUCGAUAAAUUUACCGGAUAAUGAGAUAUCCCUGCUUAGAAAUCGACAACAGAGCUUCGACGAGAAGGAGGGAUCCUCCUUUAAUGGCGGUCUGAGCAGAGUUUUGAGGGAACAAGAUGAGUUGAGAGAGAGGUACAGGAGCAGCAGAACUGUGGUUGAGGUGCUGAGGGAAUUGGAUGCUGAUAUACUGGCUUUGCAGGACGUGAAAGCGGAGGAGGAGAAAUCAAUGAAGCCUCUGUCUGAUUUAGCGGCGGCUUUGGGGAUGAAUUAUGUAUUUGCAGAGAGCUGGGCGCCGGAGUACGGCAACGCCGUCUUGUCCAAGUGGCCGAUUAACCGGUGGAAAGUUCAGAAGAUCUUCGAUGAAACUGAUUUCAGAAAUGUUCUGAAGUCCACAAUCGAUAUCCCUCAAAUAGGAGAAGUUGAUUUCUAUUGCACACUUCUCGACCAUUUAGACGAAAAUUGGCGUAUGAAACAAAUAAAUGCCAUAAUUCAGUCAAGUGAUGUUCCUCACAUAUUGGCAGGAGGCCUCAACUCGUUAGAUGAAACGGAUUAUUCUGAUGAGAGAUGGACAGACAUUGUAAAAUACUAUGAGGAGAUGGGAAAGCCAAUGCCAAAGGUCGAAGUGAUGAGAUUUUUGAAAAGUAACCAAUACAUCGACGCAAAGGAUUUCGCUGGAGAAUGCGAGUCAGUUGUUGUCAUUGCCAAAGGCCAAAAUGUUCAAGGAACUUGCAAGUAUGGAACACGAGUAGAUUACAUAUUGACAUCUCCAAAUUGUCCCUAUAAAUUUAUUCCGGGGUCUUAUUCAGUAUGUUCUUCGAAAGGAACUUCUGAUCAUCACAUAGUAAAAGUUGAUUUAACGAAGGCGGAUGAUAAAGGUGAAGACACUCGUGUGAAUGAAAAAACAAAGCAAUUAAAACAAAAAGUUGUAAAGAUAACAAGCUCUUCUCCAUCAAAAGGGUUUGUAUCGGAGGCGAGCAAAAUCGGGGAAGGGAAGGAAAGGGAACGAGGGUAAUUGAGAGAACUAGAAUAAUUCGAUUCUCACGGUAGAUUAUUAGUUUCCUUAGUUAACUUAUUUUUAUUUGGUACAUUGUUUAAAAUAAUAGUUAGUUGUAAUUAGGGAGUAACUCUUGCUCUCUCCUUUUUCCUUCCCUGCCAUUUUCUUCCUCCCAAACACAGCCUUAGAGACAGAGAGAAAGAGAGUAGAUUAUUUGAAAGUCUCCUUCCUGAUGUUCUCUGUAAAAUCAUUUAACUUCAUCACAUGAGUAGUAAAAGAGGAAAAA